UAGAGCAGGACAGCAUGUUUCAGGCCAGCUGACAGACCCGAGGCCUGGCACUGCUCAGUGACAUGGAGAGACUUGAGCGUGCUCUCUUCCGCCUAGAACAAGGCUUUGAGCUGCAGUUCCGCCUUGGUCCUACCCUCCAGGGUAAAGAUGUCCAGGUUUACACCAACUACCCUGCAAAAGGCCACAAGUUUGAUCGCCUUAAGUUUCAUCCUUUGGACUGGUUCUACCCGAACGGAUGGGAGGAUGACUGUGAUAAAUACUGCAGACUGGACCUAAUCGUAGCUGGAUCAUAUCAGUACUAUUUCUCCUGUGGGUAA
Messenger RNA from Notothenia coriiceps (black rockcod), 317 nucleotides. RefSeq names its product glycogen debranching enzyme-like. NCBI's taxonomy places the organism in Eukaryota, Metazoa, Chordata, Actinopteri, Perciformes, Nototheniidae. The record is from RefSeq and is a predicted model, not a curated record. The coding region runs from base 63 to 317 and encodes 84 amino acids. Gene Ontology annotation, biological process: glycogen catabolic process. The transcript has 2 exons. Gene Ontology annotation, molecular function: 4-alpha-glucanotransferase activity; amylo-alpha-1,6-glucosidase activity.